UGUUAAGGACGAAGAUUUUUAUCCGUUUCCCGAAGACCCUGUUUGCCACUGAAGAUGCUUUUGAGCUGCAGAAACACACGAUUGUCACUAAGAUCCAGGCAGAGUGGCGAGGAUUCCAUCAACGACAGAAGUACCAGAAGCAACGAUCAUCAGCAAUCACGAUACAGUCAUGGUGGAGAGGGGAACUAGGCCGCAGAAUAGCCACUCGCCGGAAAAAUGCUGCUCUCACCAUCCGCAGAUUUAUCAAGGGGUUCAUUUAUAGACACAAACCGCGCUGUCCAGAAAAUGAGUACUUCUUGGAUUAUGUCAGAUACUCCUUCCUGAUGAAGCUCAAACGCAAUCUGCCAAAGAAUGUUCUGGAUAAAUCCUGGCCUGUGCCCCCCCCAGCACUCUCCGAGGCCUCAGAGCUGCUGAGAGAUCUGAAUAUGCAGAACAUGGUGCAGACUUACUGCAAGAGGAUUACUCCCGAGUGGAAGCAACAGCUGGAGCAGAAAGUUGUGGCAAGUGAAGUGUUCAAGGAUAAAAAGGAUAAUUAUCCCCAAAGUGUUCCCAAACUCUUUGUCAACUCCAGGAUUGCAACAGAGGAGAUCAACGCCAAAGUGUUGCAACUUAUAGAAAGUGAUAAAAUCAAGUACGCUGUGGCGGUGACUAAGUACGAUCGGAACGGCUACAGGCCGAGAGCACGGCAACUGCUGAUCACUGCAGACAGUGCCUUCAUUGUGGAAGAAGCCAAACUCAAACAGAAGAUUGAUUACACCAACCUGAACGGAAUAUCAGUCAGCUCCCUGAGUGAUGGGCUAUUUGUUCUCCAUGUCCCUUGUGAAGACAACAAGCAGAAGGGUGAUGUUGUGUUGCGGAGUGAUCACGUGAUUGAAACACUGACAAAACUGGCUAUGGAGGCUGAUAAAGUGAAUAACAUCAACAUCAACCAGGGCAGCAUAAAGUUCACGAUCAGACAUGGGAAAGAAGGGAUCAUCGAUUUCACAUCAGGAUCAGAACUGAUUAUUUCCAAAGCAAAGAAUGGACACCUGUCCGUGGUGGCUCCUCGACUCAACUCCAGAUGAUGCUGGGAGUGAGAUCCAGCAACAGCUCAUUGUACAGAUGGAUGGUUUGAAGAUGUGCACCAAUAACUGGCGGCAUCCAAAAAAAAAGGAGCUAGUGCGUUUAUUGGUGAGGCAUUCGAGUAGUCCGCCUUAGCCCCAACCCUCUAAUUUCCUUUACACUUUUUCCCUUGACUGCCAAAGCCUGUGCUUCCAAACCAGGAACAGAAGAUUCCAGGUUAUACUUUAAUCUCACAAAAAAAAGUUUAAAGAAAGUUUAUAUUAAAAAAUGGCUGUCAUUAUCAAUGACUCACUAAAUUUAAUCACACCACUGCCUCAGUGCGUGUGUGAGAUUUAAAGCAAUAUAAUAUAUAUAUAUAUAUAUAAAAAUAUAUAUACAUAAUCCACAAAGAAAUCCAAGUGGUUCUAAGAAAGCUCAAUCCCUUCUGAUUCCAUGACAUCACAGAAAGGUGUAGACCAAUCUGGGGGCAGGAGGGCUCCUUUAAGGUCAGAUAUCACUGAAGAAAUGAACCAAGCGAUGAUUUUUUUUUUAUAUGCAAGUCCUUUCUCUGGAGAAGUUUCUCUGAUUAGUUCCUCGGUGAGCGAGUCAAACCAUGAGGAGUUGAUUUUUUUUGUCUCCCCUGUAAUUGCUUAUAACGUCUGUCCUACAAUUGAAGCCACUGGAUGUUGCUGUGGGAACCUCUGCAAAUUGCAUCAAGGAUGGGUUUCACAAAGCCAGGUCCACUUUUAGUGAAACUGUUGAUUGAGCAGUGCAGCUCAUUGGUCAUUGAUCACUGCCAUUGUUUUAUUUGUCACUUCCUUGACUAUUUAGAUGCUGCAAAAGUGCUGUUCAGGCCUGGUUAUGUGUAUUAAAAGACAAAUUCAACAAAUGGAGGGCAGCAUAAAUCAGAACAGGACGCAGAGCAGAUCAGGUUGUUUCAAAUCAACCUGAAUGCUGGAAAGUUUGGUAGACAUGUUUAACUUGGUGCCCGCAGCACUUUGGUGGCACGAUAUUCCAAUAUUUCCCAGCACUUUGUCCAGUAAACCAUCAGCAGAAUGGUACAGAUCAUGGACCACAUUCCUCACUUCAUCUUGAAAGCAAGUAUGGAUCCAUCUCAUAAACAGGAAAUGGAUCUCCUGUAAAUUGACUCUUGCUCCCUAUCCCAUCCAUGAAUCGUCCAUUAUCUAGUGCCCAUUCACCAGCCUAUCCACCAGAGGCCCUCUUGUUCGAAGCUCUAUUCAUUUUGAAGGAAUGAUGAAAGUUUGAACAACAGGCUGAAGAGAGAGUGGACCACUCAAGGUGCAAAUGUACAGUGACUUACUUUCAGGGCAUUGAGUGAUCCCACCAGUGUGAGGUGCAAAAGAGGUGCCAAUAUCAACUAACUACUGAUCUAUGAAGUUGUAUUGGAAGGUGGGUAUCAAGGUGGCAGAUUGGAGAUUGUUUUAGCUAUACAAAGCUGGCCGCUGUAGCUCUUGAGACCUUGCUCACCUGGUGGUUCUGAGCUAACUGCAAUCUCCAACGUACACCAGCUCCAGAGGAACAACUCACAGUAUCAGUGGUUUGGCAGAGACCUGAACAGAAAUCUUCACUUCAACCCAUUGUCGAACAGGAUGAGAAUUUCAAAAGGAAAUAUGCUUCAAAAAUUAAUGAAAAGAUUGUAAUAACCUUUAUAUAGAUGGACGUUAUGUGAAACCAUCUCAUUUUCAAUAAAAAUAUCCCAAUUCUU
Messenger RNA from Carcharodon carcharias (great white shark), 2767 nucleotides. RefSeq names its product unconventional myosin-Ic-like. Gene Ontology annotation, cellular component: myosin complex. NCBI's taxonomy places the organism in Eukaryota, Metazoa, Chordata, Chondrichthyes, Lamniformes, Lamnidae. Gene Ontology annotation, molecular function: cytoskeletal motor activity. The coding region runs from base 324 to 1064 and encodes 246 amino acids. The transcript has 12 exons. The record is from RefSeq and is a predicted model, not a curated record.